Molecule: messenger RNA, 453 nt
Organism: Aspergillus homomorphus CBS 101889
Lineage: Eukaryota; Fungi; Ascomycota; Eurotiomycetes; Eurotiales; Aspergillaceae
Exons: 2
Coding region: 1-453 (150 amino acids)
Biological process (GO): L-cysteine biosynthetic process
Cellular component (GO): cytoplasm
Source: RefSeq, a predicted model, not a curated record
AUGAACCUCCUCGCAGAGUUGGCUACGAAUCCAAGCCUCACGGCCAGCCUGCUCACCGGCCUAGAACGUGCCUACCAAGCCGUAUCGCCGACACGCCGUAGUGCGGCUGAGCCCCAUCGUGCCACUCAACAGCGCCGAAGUUUCCAUGAAACUCGGAUUAAUGAACCCAACGGACUCUACAAAGACUGUAUGGCCAGAUCCUUCAUCGAGGAGGCGGAGCGCCGCGGAGCCCUGACACCCGGCGUGACCGUCAUCGAAGCCACAGGCGGAAGCACGGGCUCGUCUCUCACCUUCACGUGCACCGUGAAAGGCUAUCACUUCACGGUCAUCUCUUCCGACGGCUUUGCGAUUAAGAAGUUGAGGACCAUGGAGGCGUUCGGGCCAGAGCUGGACCUAAUGCCCAGCCCAGCGGGGAGACCACCGGACCUGAUCCCCUCGAUGGAGACUGUAUGA